AUGGGGGGAGUCACCCGUAGGCGGGGGGCCACGCACACGUAGGGGACGGCACCCAUCCCCGGGGGGGGUCACCCACAGGUGGGGGUCUCCCGUACGUUCAGGAGCCACCCAUGGGUGGGGGGGCUCCCCCCGGCCCCCCCCGGCCUCCCCCGCUGUUCCCGGCACCGUGACUCAGCCCGGCCCCGCCCCCACCCCACCCCUCCGAGGGGGCGGGGCUUCCCCGAUGACGUCACCCCGCCCCCUCCCUUCCCCGUGCCGGGGCCGCGCCCUGCGCGUGACCCGGCGCCGGCCCCGCCCGGUGAGCUCAUCGCCACGCCCCCCCGGCGGCUUCCGGCCACGCCCCCUCCGCUGACGUCACGGGCGCCCAUAAAAGGAGCGCGGCGGCGAGCGGACGGCACCGGAGAUCCCCCCCCCACCUCCGCCCCCUCCCUCCCGGGCUGACAUGGCCGCCGCCGCCGCCGGGCCUGCACCGGAGCCCCUGCGCCAGGCUCUCUUCGGUGCGCAGCCCCCCCGCCAGCCGUCCCCGGAGCCCCCCCGGCCCCCCCGCUCCCCCUGGGGCCCCCCGCCAGACCUGGGCCGCCUCCUGCGCUCCCUCAGCGCCCCGGGCGGGCGACCAGUGCCCCCCCCGCCCGGCUUCCCCCCACGGCACCAUGGGCCCCCCCCGGGCUUGAGCCGGCCGGCGGCCCCCGGGGCGGCCGCCCUGGAGCUGGUGCUGGCGGCCUUGACCUUGGGGUCGGAGCUGGAGCCCGCGGGGGGGGCUCUGCCCCCGGUACCGUCGCUGCCGUCCCCCUUGGGAUCGCCGCUGUCGCCCCCGCUACGUCCGUCCCUGCCGUCGCCACCCCCCCGGGGACCCUCGCCGCCGCUGUCGCUGCACGGCCUGCCUUCCUCCUCCUCCUCGCCGCCGCCGCUCGCCCUCCCAGAGGCCUCCCCGUCGCCCCCCGGCUCGCCGCCGUCGCCGCUCUACAAGACGGAGCUGUGCCGCCCCUUCGCCGCCACCGGCCGCUGCCGUUACGGCGCCCGCUGCCAGUUCGCCCACGGCCCCGGCGAGCUGCGGGGGCUCCGGCGCCACCCCAAGUACCGCACGCAGCCCUGCAGCACCUUCCUGCGCUGCGGCUCCUGCCCCUACGGCCCCCGCUGCCACUUCCUCCACGGCCCCCCCCCGCUCCAGCCGGCCCCGGCUCCGUUACUGGGGGAUGGGGGGGUGACGGCCAUGGGCCCCCCCCCCAGCAGCCCCCGCCGCCUCCCUGUCUUCGACCGCAUCUCGGUGGCGGAGUGAUGUCCCCGUGGCCAUGGGGACCCCUCUGAGUAUGGGGGGGGGACGUCCCCACCCCAUGGUUUUUUUUUUGGGGGGGAAAACCGCUGUGAGGGCCCCCUCACGGCACCCUUUGUACCUCUCAGGUGAAGGGGGGCCCCAUUUUAACCCCCCCCCAUGCACUUUUGGGGGGGGAGGCGCUGGAUGUAGCAGCUCCCCCAGAAGGGGGGGCGCACCCUGAGCUCAUCUCAGUGGUGCUAAUUGGGGCGGGGUUGCCAGCGGGUCCUGGAUGCCCCCCCCCACCCCCCCCCCGGUUUAUGGCUUUAUUUAUUUAAGGUCGGUGCCUUGGGGCUGCCCCCGGCCCUGUGUGUGGGGAUGGAGGUUUUUUAGGGUAUUUAUGGGGUUUGUAGAGUUGUUUUUGGGGGUGGGGUGAGUUUUGUAGGGUAUUUAUGGGGUUUGUAGGGUUUGUUGAGGGGGGGGUGGGUUGGUAAAUAAACACUUGGGCUGUGACCGAACGCUCUCGCUUCCUCUCUCGCCGUCACGGGACGCCCUUCCGGGGCCGUUUCCUCGGAAAAAUAAAAGUUAAAAAAAAAAAAAAAAGAGG
Messenger RNA from Cygnus olor (mute swan), 1856 nucleotides. RefSeq names its product basic proline-rich protein-like. Lineage: Eukaryota; Metazoa; Chordata; Aves; Anseriformes; Anatidae. Gene Ontology annotation, molecular function: metal ion binding; mRNA binding. The record is from RefSeq and is a predicted model, not a curated record. The transcript has 2 exons. The coding region runs from base 443 to 1276 and encodes 277 amino acids.